CCUUCUAUCUAACCCCAAACGCACCAUGGCAUCGCAUCUCCACAUAUUUUUAUCAAUCUCCAUUAUUCUAGCCAUCAUUUCAUCAGGGCUGCCCCUCUGCGAGUCAGCUAGAGUCUUCACCAUAGUCAACAACUGCAAGGACACCAUCUGGCCCGCCGUCACGCCGGGGGACAACUUCGACGGUGGAGGCUUCUCCCUAAAGCCACACCAGUCCCGCGUGUUCACUGCGCCUGUGGGGUGGUCGGGUCGGAUAUGGGCACGAACGGGAUGCAAAUUCGACUCCAGUGGAAACGGUUCAUGCGUGACCGGAGCCUGUGGGUCGUCCUUGAAAUGCGCUGCCUCGGGGAAGCCUCCUGCUUCGCUUGCGGAAUUUACCCUCGUGGCGUCGGAUUAUUACGACGUCAGCCUCGUUGAUGGCUUCAACGUUCCAGUGGCGGUCCUGCCCAUAAAUGGAAAAGGAAACUGUACUACGGUUGGGUGCGACUAUGACAUGAGACCAAAGUGUCCAUCGGAGCUCGCCGUGAAAUCCAAGGGCAAAGUAGUGGCUUGCCGGAGCGCCUGCGACGUGUUUAACACCGAUGAGUAUUGCUGCAGAGGGAAUUAUGGGAACCCCAUUACGUGCAAACCUACGUAUUACUCCAAGAAGUUCAAGGAAGCAUGCCCUAAUUCUUAUAGUUAUGCAUACGACGAUCCAACCAGUAUUUUCUCCUGCACGAGUCCUGACUAUGUCGUUGCCUUCUGCUCUUCCAGGAAGCAACAAGUGUGCACGUACCAUGACCACAAGCUCCACUGCAACGGAUCGAAGGGCCUAAGCUCGUUGAUUAGAAAGUGGAUGAUCGGGGUGCUCAUGGGAUUUUCUAUACUUAGUUCGUGGAAUCUGUUUUGAAGCUGGUUAUCGCGCACACAAAUAUAUAUAGUCGGUCCUUCUGAUCCAGUUCGUUAGGAGUGAUUUUCGAUUGAAGAACCAGCUUUUUUCUUUCUUUCUUUCUUUUGGACGAAUUACGUCUAUCGGAAGCUGUUUAACUUCGCUGCCGUAUAUUUCAACAAUUUGUUAAGAUUAUAUUCCUUUGUUUCAAGAAAAAUCCGGGAUGCGCAAGUGAUACCGUCCCUCUCUUGUACA
Molecule: messenger RNA, 1120 nt
Organism: Prosopis cineraria
Lineage: Eukaryota; Viridiplantae; Streptophyta; Magnoliopsida; Fabales; Fabaceae
Product: pathogenesis-related thaumatin-like protein 3.5
Exons: 3
Coding region: 26-886 (286 amino acids)
Biological process (GO): defense response
Cellular component (GO): extracellular region
Source: RefSeq, a predicted model, not a curated record